AUGUCUGGAUACAAUAAUUUAGUUUAUCUGGUGUUUUGUUUUACGGUCUUUCUUAACAUUAGUAAUGUCGCAAGCUUGGUCACACCACCCAUAGAUCAGUGUAAUCUUAUCAAUGGAAUGGAUCGUCCUUUAAUUAUACCUGACUCCAGUAUUUCUACUUUUCCCUACGUUGAUCCUGAAAGAGUAAGAGCAGGAGAAGCAUGGUUUAUAGCAGGUAUUAAGCCUAUUAUAAUUAUUAACCUAUCACUAUCAUCUACUGAAGAAGUUGAAAUAAGAAGUGUAUCUGUUAAUGUGUGGAAUGUUGAAUUUAUAGACGUUACACCAAUUUCUUCAAAUGAUGUCGAGAAAACCAGCGAUAUCGUAACAAAAAGAGUCAGUGGUUUAGAAGCAAGUAUUUCUUUCCCAAACGAUGUAACAGCUGAUAAAAUCCGAAUUGCUUUGUCACCAACAGACAGCAACUUAGUAGUGGGCAUAACUUCAAAAUUGGACGUAAGAGCUUGUUUCCAAAAGCCUGAUAAAGUACAUAAUUUAGCUGUCAUUUCAAUUGAUAACAACGAAACUUUUGCUGUGGUAACCUGGAAAUGUCCAGUGGAAAGCAGUCUCUUUAUAAGGGGCUAUGAAUUGACCUCUUCUUUAGACGUAGUCGUAACCUACUUUUAA
Lottia gigantea (owl limpet) is the source of this 660-nucleotide messenger RNA. RefSeq lists its product as hypothetical. Bases 1 to 660 code for a protein of 219 amino acids. The transcript has 5 exons. The record is from RefSeq and is a predicted model, not a curated record. NCBI's taxonomy places the organism in Eukaryota, Metazoa, Mollusca, Gastropoda, Lottiidae.